This is a messenger RNA of Neltuma alba, 1529 nucleotides long. RefSeq names its product S-sulfo-L-cysteine synthase (O-acetyl-L-serine-dependent), chloroplastic. Gene Ontology annotation, molecular function: cysteine synthase activity. Lineage: Eukaryota; Viridiplantae; Streptophyta; Magnoliopsida; Fabales; Fabaceae. The record is from RefSeq and is a predicted model, not a curated record. The transcript has 11 exons. The coding region runs from base 1 to 1113 and encodes 370 amino acids.
AUGGCCCUUUCAUCCUCACUCGCUUUUUCUCGUCCUUGUGGUAUUCCGCCCCAGCCCCACCGUUUAUUCCCGCUCAAAGCCCGUACCUUUCUCUUACCUGUAAAUGGCGCUGUUUGUCCCCGUACCCUUCCCUCCAUCAUCUCCGCCAAAGCUUCGCCGGUGGUCUACUCCACUAGACAAGCGCUUGAAUCCGUCAACAUUGCUGAAGACGUCACCCAGUUGAUCGGAAGUACACCGAUGGUGUACCUCAAUAAGGUGACAGAAGGCUGUGCGGGAAAUGUUGCUGCAAAACUUGAGUCUAUGGAACCUUGCCGAAGUGUCAAGGACAGAAUUGGCUAUAGCAUGUUAACCGAUGCUGAAGAAAUUGGAGCAAUCUCUCCUGGCAAGACUACUUUAGUAGAACCAACAACUGGAAAUACAGGACUGGGUAUUGCUUUUAUUGCAGCAACGAAGGGAUACAAACUUAUAGUCACCAUGCCUGCUUCUAUAAAUAUUGAAAGAAGAAUCCUUUUACGUGCAUUUGGAGCAGAGAUUGUUUUGACAGAUCCCGAGAAGGGUCUGAAAGGGGCUGUUGACAAAGCUGAAGAAAUCGUUCUUAGAACACCCAAUGCUUACAUGUUUCGGCAAUUUGAUAACAUGACUAAUGUGAAGAUCCACUUCGAAACUACAGGGCCAGAGAUAUGGGAGGAUACCAUAGGUAAUGUUGAUGUACUGGUUGCUGGGAUUGGAACUGGUGGUACUGUUACAGGAACUGGGAAAUAUCUCAAACUAAUGAACAAAAAAAUAAAGGUUGUUGGUGUGGAACCUGCAGAGAGAAGUGUAAUCUCAGGGGACAAUCCAGGUUACCUGCCAAGCAUUUUAGAUGUUAAAUUACUUGAUGAGGUUAUCAAGGUUACCAACGUUGAAGCUAUUGAAAUGGCAAGGAGAUUAGCGUUGGAAGAAGGUUUACUGGUCGGGAUUUCUUCAGGAGCUGCUGCAGCUGCUGCCAUAAGUGUAGCAAGACGGCCUGAGAAUGUUGGAAAACUCAUUGUAGUUAUAUUUCCAAGUUUUGGUGAAAGGUACAUAUCCACUGCUCUCUUCAAUUCAAUCUAUGAAGAGGUUCAGAGAAUGUGACAAUGAUGAGAUAUAGCCUGGCUGUAUGCCAUUACAAAUACUUUAUGGAGAUUUGAUGAGCUGAUUUCGUGGUCGCAUUAAAGAAGCUGCCUUAUGCUCUGUAUAGAUUGCUCGGAGCUGAGCUCAAACGGGAUGCAAGGAGGGCUGAGUUGAUGUACGAUAUAUCUUAUAUGACCUUGCAUUCUUUUGUUCUGUGAUUUGCCAUGGCCUUCCAUUCGAUUUGUUUUUCAACGCUUCACUUCCCUUGCCGAAUCAUACACGAACAAUGUUCAACUCUUGUGAGAUUCAAUUUGUUUAUUUUGCUUGUUGACCACACAAUGUAUAAUACGUUGACAUGUAAGCUCAUGGGUCAAUUUAUAACAUGGUUUGUAUUGAAGAAGUUUCUAGUUACGAAGUUUUGGUGGGAAGCCUUUGAA